AGGACGUAGUAGAAUAUUUCGCAUCUCUUCGAAAACGGUAUGAUUUGGAGAGUGUAUAUGGUAUUGAUAUGUGCACUUGUGUGCAACACUUUAAACAUCGAUGCAUCGCCUGAAAACGAGUCUCUCGAACUGGAGUGGACCGAUAAUGCUCCGGUCGAACCAACAGUCAGCGACAAUGUCAUUGACAAUGGGACAACUGCCAAUACAACCGCUGGCAGUAGUGUUAGUAGAUAUUAUGAUAAUGUUACGCCACCUGUGUCUGAUUCUGCAACAUUUCUAAAUGGUGAAGCUCGCGCCAGUGUAAUGAGAAACAGAAUGAAGACAACACGACUGGCUUUGAUUCGAAAGCAAAUUUUAACAUCAUUGGGAAUGAAGGAACCCCCCAAAAACAUAAAGCCCAUAUCAGGAGCACAAAUGAAACACAUUGUGCAAAUGUUUCGAAAAACGAUCAGUAAAUCAGAGGAAGGUGAACGAGAGAAUGAAGACCCCCGAUUUAAACGGUUGGAAAUUACAAAGAGUUCUUGCAACCCACCAGCUGGUAUCGAUGUAUUAGCUUGGAAGAACACGUCCUCGUCCGUAUUGAGAUUGUUUUUCGACUUGUCGUUUUACCCAAUAGACGAUUCUAUUAUAUCGGCUAAUCUAAAACUUCACAAAAAGAUGCACCAGUCACCGGGAAGAUCACUUUAUGAUGGAAACACUCGCAAUAACGUGACACAUUCAACAUAUAUUGACGAUGAUGCUGUUAAUGUUGGACUCCAUGACAAUGAAUCCGAAGUUCGCGUUACAGUCUACAAACUGCGCCAUAAGAGCAAUAGGUUGCACCGUAAAUUGCUAGAGACUUUACCCGUUUCUGUUAAUUUUGAAGGUUGGUUGGAAUUCACCAUAACUACAGCAGUAAAAAGAUGGGUCGCAUCACCGGAUAAAAACUUUGGCUUGGAAAUUCAUGUCGAAAAUAUACCAAAUGAGGAAAACUACAACGUCAGUAACAUAGAAUUUGAUUCUCCCAACUGUGAUAAUACAUCUAGUAAUAAACCCCUAGCGCAAAUGUACGAGACUUUUGAGCCGAUCCUCGAAGUGAUGACUAUUUCAGAAAGGUCAAGACACGUACGAAGUAGUUCAGAUGGGUGUAUGAGUUCUGCCACAUGUUGUGCAUCGCCACUGUAUGUUUCAUUCGAAGAUCUUGGAUGGAAUUAUUGGAUUCUUGCCCCUAGAGGAUUUAACACCGCGUUCUGCACAGGCAGUUGUAUACCAGUUUACACUUCUGAUAAAAGUAACCUACCAAGAUCAUAUUUUUGGCAUCGGGCUUCAUUGACAUCGCCAGAAAAGAAUUAUUGCUGUGGACCGACUAAAGUAAAGCCUCUCCGUGUGUUAUAUGUGAGCCAAGAUGGUACAUACGGGAUUACCUCAUUGAAUGAUUUCAUCGUACAAAAAUGCGGUUGCAGAUCUUAA
Saccoglossus kowalevskii is the source of this 1449-nucleotide messenger RNA. RefSeq names its product bone morphogenetic protein 2-like. The record is from RefSeq and is a predicted model, not a curated record. Gene Ontology annotation, molecular function: growth factor activity; cytokine activity. Gene Ontology annotation, cellular component: extracellular region. Lineage: Eukaryota; Metazoa; Hemichordata; Enteropneusta; Harrimaniidae.